Messenger RNA from Aegilops tauschii subsp. strangulata, 1470 nucleotides. Its product is annotated as protein ENHANCED DOWNY MILDEW 2. NCBI's taxonomy places the organism in Eukaryota, Viridiplantae, Streptophyta, Magnoliopsida, Poales, Poaceae. The record is from RefSeq and is a predicted model, not a curated record.
AUGUAAAAGCAGCAAGAAGAAAACCUUAAGCUUCUUUUGGCAACAUGAUUUCCAAUCACUCAAAUGCUAGUAAUGCCUCAGAAACUUAAGCUAUCUGCUAUCUAAAUACUGAACUGCCACCUGUGCUAUGUAUUCUCUAAUAUUGAACUUCAUAAUGUUCGAUUGUUGUCUUGUUGCUGCCCUGCCUCGGCACUUUUUUGCAAGUUUGACCACUGUUUGACACUUGUUUGUUGUUGGCUGUUGCUACAUGGAAAAUGGAGCUUGGGGUCCAGAUCAAUGCUUCAAACCUGCAAAGGGCAUCAGCAAUUCAGCAUUAGAAGUUGGCGACUUGGAGGUUUGGAGCUGCUUCGGUAUGAUCAGGGAAAGAGGGCAGCAAGGAACCAAAGCUGCCAUGGAGGACUAUAGUGUGAGGAUGGGUUUUGUGGAUGAUUAUAUUUGUGCUAUUUGUGAUGAGGGUGGCGACUUGAUAUGUUGUGAUGGUGACUGUGGGAGGUCAUUCCACCCAACCAAACCUACUGGUGAAGCUUCUCAUUGCGACACUCUUGGUCUGAGUGAAGAACAACUGAACUACCUGAGUUUCUGUGCGAAAAUUGUGAGUCUAAGAAGCACCAGUGCUUUGUUUGCGGAGAGUUGGGAUCUUCAGACCAAGGAGGAGGCGGACAGGUCAUCAUACAGUGCAAUAAAAGGGGCUGUAAGCGCUUUUACCACCCUGAAUGUCUUCCACUGGACAUCAAUAAUUUGCCAGGGGAUUCAUGCCCUAUGCAUGAAUGCUACUCGUGCAAGAAAAAACAUGCAACAUCAAAGGGUAACAAAACAACAGGAAAAACAAAGGGAAAAGAAACGUGCAGGAAAAAACAUGCAACGUCGGAGGGUAAUAAAACAAGAGGAAAAUCAAAGGGAAGGGGAACGUGGGAAAUGGACUUGGUGCUAUGCAGGCGCUGCCCCAAAGCAUUUCAUCGGAAGUGCUUGCCAAGGAAAAUCUAUGGCGGUGAAGGUGAAAUACAGAGGAUAUGGGAGACUGCGGGUGGGACUGUGUUCUAUUGCAGGGAUCAUGAGAUGGUAGAAAAUCUCAGAAGUGCAAAGAGGAACCGUAUUAAGUUUCGAGAAGAAAAACCUAAAGGUGCGGCUGAAAAUCAAAGUGUUGAGGAUGGGAACAAGUGAAGUAUUCCUGUUGCGAAAAAUAUGGCCGGACCUGUGGUGGCCUCCCUCCAUGAUUUAUCUUCCAACUUGUUGGAGAAAGGAAGCUUGUCUUGGGCUCUCGGCGAAUCGCAAAGAGUGAAGUGAAAACUUUGGUGUCGUCUAUGACAGACAACAUUUAUCUGCAGUCUUGCAUCAUUCAUGUGUUGAUGUGUUGAUGUGGUUUAUGUCCGGUGACCGUGAAACCGCUUUUGUGUGUAGCUUGACAUUGUUAUUUCUUACAUUGCCAUAAUUUGGACAUUAAUCAGGUAGUAUGAACCGCCAUUAAGACGA